This is a messenger RNA of Morus notabilis, 1704 nucleotides long. RefSeq lists its product as uncharacterized. Lineage: Eukaryota; Viridiplantae; Streptophyta; Magnoliopsida; Rosales; Moraceae. Gene Ontology annotation, biological process: DNA integration. The record is from RefSeq and is a predicted model, not a curated record. Bases 1 to 1704 code for a protein of 567 amino acids. Gene Ontology annotation, molecular function: RNA-DNA hybrid ribonuclease activity; nucleic acid binding. The transcript is spliced from 3 exons.
AUGCGGUCCCCAACAAAGCCAAAGGAAGUGCAAAGAUUAACAGGAUGUGUCGCCGCCCUAAACAGGUUUAUAUCAAAAGCAACCGACAAAUGCGUCCCCUUCUUCGAUACUUUGAAAGGAAGCAAGCGCUUUGAGUGGACACCACAAUGUGAAGAGGCCUUCCAAAAAUUGAAGGAGCAUUUGGGCAAGCCCCUAAUUUUGUCAAAACCAAACGUCGACGAGGAGCUUAGCCUAUACCUCUCCGUGUCCCAACACGCCGUAAGCUCCGUAUUAGUAAGAGAAGAAGAGAGGGUGCAACUGCCGAUCUACUAUGCUCUACAAAAGCCUGAAACUUCCGGUCGACUCCUCAAAUGGUCGGUAGAAUUAAGCCAGUUCGACAUAAAAUAUGUGCCAAGAACUGCGAUUAAUGGCCAAGCGCUCGCCGAUUUUCUGGCUGAGUUCUCUCACAGACCAGCUCCCACCGCAUCUGGAGAAGUUGAGGUUACAAAAUGGAAGAUCUACGUGGAUGGGGCGUCGAGCGAAAAUGGGUCAGGAGCCGGCGUCUUGUUAAUCAGCCCCGAAGGCUACAAGAUUACCUCGGUGGUUCGAUUUAAAUUCAAGGCGUCGAACAAUGAGGCAGAAUAUGAAGCACUAAUUGCCAGACUACGGUUAGCCAGCCACCUAAAGAUCGAAAGGCUCAGCAUCUUUAGCGAUUCUCAAUUGGUCGUCGCGCAAGUAAAGGAAGAAUACCAAGUGCGCGGUGAGAAGAUGGGAGCGUACUUGAGAAAUGUAAAGGAAGAACUCGUUAAGUUCAAAAACUACGAAAUACUUCAGAUACCACGGGCCGAAAACGCGAACGCCGACGCCCUGGCAAAACUAGCAUCUUCAAGAGAUUCUGACACCCUGGGGGUCGUUCCCAUCGAAGAAUUGGAGCGGCCGACCAUUAAAGAACAAGCUAAGGUAUUAAUUGUCCAAGCAUAUGGAAAUUUGAUGACACCGCUCAUCCAAUACCUAAUGGACGCACAACUGCCAGAUAAUAAAGAUGAAGCUAGACGGAUCAGGUAUAGAGCUGCUAGGUACUUAUUGUACGAUGGCUUGCUCUACCGACGAGGCUAUUCAACACCUCUACAGCGGUGUCUGGGUGAUGCCGAAGCCCAGAAGUUCCUCCGAGAAAUCCAUGAAAGAGUCUGUGGUAACCAUACUGGGGGACAGUCUCUGGCUCUAAAGGAUUUAAGGCAAGGAUACUACUGGCCCACGCUCAAAAAGGACGCUUUUCAAUACGCCCGACGUUGCGAUAAAUGCCAAAGGUUCGGGGUUCCCCACUCGAUAGUAUCCGACAACGGAAAGCAGUUCGACAAUGCCUCAACACGCAGAUUCUGUGAUAGCUUGGGCAUCCGGAAAGACUUAUCGGCACCGAUCCAUCCACAAUCAAAUGGACAAGUCGAGGCGGUCAAUAAAAUAUUAAAGUAUACCCUCAAAAAGAGACUCGACGAUCUGAAAGGGAAAUGGGCCGAGGAACUUCCCAAGGUCCUAUGGGCAUACAGAACGACGAGCCGAACUACUACGGGUGAAACACCCUUCUCCAUGGCGUAUGGUGUCGAGGCAGUGCUCCCUGUAGAAAUCGAAACGCCGACUCUAAGAACCGUCGUCCAUAACGACGAUGACAACGCGGAAGGCAUGAACGGGGAACUCGACUUGUUGGAAGAAAAAAGGCUCAACUCCUAA